AUGGCAUAUCGUUUUUGUACCUUCAAUUGUAAGAGCGUAAAGCGUUCAGUCGAUUGUAUUAAGGAUUUGUGUCGAAGGUCAGACAUUAUAGCUCUUCAAGAGACGUGGCUCUGUUGGGAUGAAAUACCAUACCUAAAUACAAUUGACGAGAAUUUCUGUUCGACGGGGACCUCGGCGGUGGAUACAUCGGCGGGAAUGUUGCGCGGGCGUCCAUAUGGUGGUGUUGGUUUGUUGUGGCGGCGAUCUGCGUUUCAAAGUGUGAGUGUGGUGCAAUGCGAAAACGCGCGGUUGUGUGCUAUAAAGAUAAUGACUGCUGAUAAUCAACUGGUUAUAGUGGUGAGUGUUUACAUGCCCACGGAUUGCAGUGACAAUGUUGCGGAAUUCACGGAUUGUUUAGCUGAGGUCAGUCCAUCGCUGAUGGGGGGGCUUGUGACUGAGACCUCCAAUGAAAAACCAGGCCCGGGGUUUACGGUCAAGGAUAUUGAUAAAGUAAUUAAAUCAAUGUCCAGAGGCAAAUCCCCGGGUCAUGACGGUCUCAGUAUCGAGCACCUCCAAAACGCUGGUCCUCACAUAUCUAGGGUAUUGGCAAUGUUUUUUACAGUGUGUAUGAGGCAUUCAUAUCUGCCUAAUGAUAUGAUGCGCACUAUCGUGGUUCCUGUAGUUAAAAACAAAACUGGGGACUUGGCAGACAAAAACAAUUACAGACCGAUAUGA
Molecule: messenger RNA, 714 nt
Organism: Cydia amplana
Lineage: Eukaryota; Metazoa; Arthropoda; Insecta; Lepidoptera; Tortricidae
Exons: 3
Coding region: 1-714 (237 amino acids)
Molecular function (GO): catalytic activity
Source: RefSeq, a predicted model, not a curated record